This is a messenger RNA of Olea europaea var. sylvestris, 1867 nucleotides long. RefSeq names its product EVI5-like protein. The transcript is spliced from 9 exons. The record is from RefSeq and is a predicted model, not a curated record. Lineage: Eukaryota; Viridiplantae; Streptophyta; Magnoliopsida; Lamiales; Oleaceae. The coding region runs from base 573 to 1529 and encodes 318 amino acids.
CCUCAGAGCCGCAAGCAGGACAACGACGUCGUAACUUAUCCAUUGAACAAAGCUCUCGCGGCACCCAAAUUUUCGAUCCCCCCUUCGUGCUUUCCAGAAUAAUUAUUGGAAUUAAAAAAAUUCUUCGGCGAGAUUUACGGCAAAAGAUCAGAAAAAGAAAAGGCCGAUCCCUCAUAAUUCUCUUGUAAUUCUAUUGAUAAAUGUCGGCGAGUAGGAGAAUCUGCCGUAUUUGAUGUCGGAACUGGAGAAUGCAUUGGAAUUUUGCACAAAAUUAGUAACUGUUAGGUUGGAAUUUUACUGAGCAGUGUGAUGGACAAGAAAAAAGUGGAUGAACAUGAGGCAGGAUCCGUUGCACUUCCUAAAGUUGAUAGAUUUGGAUUUGUAAAACCGGAAGCUAACUCUGCUGAUGGUUUAACAAGGAGUAGAUCGGCCUUCGAGUAUGAGAGUACAAAAGUUUGAGAUUAUCUCAACAUAAUCUCUUUUUGUUAAAGAUGGAUGCUUUCUUCUCGUUGUAAUCCUAUCACAUCAAUUUGCAAUAUAGGGAGGAAAGAAGAAUUAGAAAAUGGAGAAAAAUGAUUGGAGUUGGAGGAAGUGAUUGGAAGCACUAUCUUCGGAGGAAACCUCAUGUUGUUAAAAGGAGAAUAAGGAAAGGAAUUCCCGAUUGUCUAAGGGGUCUAGUUUGGCAGUUAAUCUCUGGAAGUCGGGACCUCUUGCUUAUGAAUCCAGGUGUCUAUGAGCAACUAGUUAUAUACGAGACAUCUUCUUCUGAGCUAGAUAUUAUUAGAGACAUCUCUAGAACAUUUCCUUCACAUGUUUUCUUCCAGAAAAGACAUGGACCGGGUCAAAGAUCCCUUUAUAAUGUUCUGAAAGCAUACUCUGUAUUUGACCGAGAGGUUGGAUAUGUGCAGGGAAUGGGAUUUGUGGCAGGUCUAUUGCUCCUAUAUAUGAGCGAGGAAGAUGCAUUUUGGUUAUUGGUUGCAUUACUGAAAGGAGCUGUCCAUGCUCCGAUGGAAGGAUUAUAUCUGGUGGGAUUGCCUCUUGUACAGCAAUACCUAUUCCAGUUUGAUCAUUUGGUGAAGGACCACUUGCCAAAGUUGGGAGAGCAUUUUGCUCAAGAAAUGAUAAACCCUAGCAUGUAUGCAAGCCAGUGGUUCAUAACUGUUUUUUCAUAUUCGUUCCCAUUCCAUUUAGCCCUUCGAAUUUGGGAUGUCUUUCUUUAUGAGGGCGUCAAAAUUGUUUUUAAAGUUGGUUUGGCUUUAUUGAAAUAUACCCAUGAUGACUUGGUUAAGUUACCUUUUGAGAAACUCAUACAUGCAUUACGCAACUUUCCCGAAGAUGCCAUGAACCCAGAUACGUUAUUACCAAUGGCCUACUCUAUUAAGGUGUCCAAGCAUUUGGAUGAAUUGAAGGACGAAUAUGAGAAACAUCAUGGGAAGGUAUCCGACUCCCGUGUUAAGCAGAAGCUGCAGCAAUUGAGUGCUGCUGAUACAGCUUCGAUUCAAUUAGAGGGACAGCAAAUUUGUGAUUAGAAACAGAUUCUUUUUUACUAUUCUUUGUUUUAAUUUUAAGUUUGCAAAACUAGUACAUAGAUUUUGUCCAUGAUACCAUGUCUUUAGACUGUUCUAUGAUGAACCAUUGGAUAAUUGUUUGAUUUUCUCGAGAGAGGUCGAGUUCCCUGACUCUUUACCAUUAGGUUUGAGGUUUUGGUUCUCAUUUCUGGCUACAAAGAUGGCGGUUUUUCGACUUAAUAGCGUAAUUUUUUUGGGAGAAAUUAAAGCUAAACAAUAUGCUAGGUGCAAUGUAUAUUAACAGGCAACCGAUUUUUAUUAUUUUCUGGUGUAAUUAUUCUUGAAAAAGAUUAUCAUUC